AUGUUUGGUACGUUCCGGUACAACAACUCUCUGAAAGAAGCGGAGUAUGUGGAGCUAUCCCGAGAGAGCGGUGUUGAUGCCCGGGGAUAUACUCUCUUAGCAUGCACACUCUGCCGUGCCCGCAAGCUCAAGUGCAGUGGCGAACGUGGCGGGUGUAGCCGCUGCCUGGCCUCGUCUGCUGAAUGCGUCUAUGGCCCGGAGGGUGAUGGCUACGGAAACGGUAGGAGGACCGGCCGAAGCAAAGGGGCCACCAGGCGGCGGCACCGGCAGACUGUGCCGCCAAAAUCCUCUACCACCGACGACGACAGGCCCUCGACCACAUCCCAGCAUGGCAGAACGACUGUGGGUGUAAAUGGCCCUUCACGACGGAGUCGGGAUGCUGAGGACGGGGAUGGGAGACGGCCAGAUAUCAACGGUUCGUCCUCAGCUCCCCCAGACUCGACCAAGACCGCUUCCGCACAUAUUGGUCACCCUUCAGACGGACCUCCCAGCACCGACUGGUCUGGUGACUUAUUUGGGUUCGACGACUUCACGGAUCUCAACGGGGCGGAAUCACCGAGCUUUGGCCUCAGCAGUAUGAACUCACCCGUCGACGGGACCCUGAGCAACUCCGGCUUCAGCACGACCCCAGGACCCGUACCCAGUCUCUCCCAGCCGCCCAAUACGUCCGCCCGCGCCCCUUCCACAACAUCAGCCUCUCUAUCAGUGCCCGAGGACCCCUCCCCCUUGACUGCCCAGGACCAGGAGAUUUGUUUCCCCCGGCUCGGGCUCACCCGCCCGGGCGGCGGCUGCCAGUGCCUCACCACCCUCGCCGGCAUCCUCGAGCGCCUCGGCCGCUACCGCCUGGGCGACAAGCCCAAGACCGACAAGAACCUCGACUGCCUGCUCUUCUGCCUCGGCACCGGCGUCGACGCGUGCAAGAAGGUCCUGUCGUGCAAGGUCUGCAACGCCUGCCAGGAGCACUCGAUACUGCUGGCGACCAUCGCCGAGCGGCUCCCCCACAUCUGCAACGACCUGUGCGGCUGCCUGCUGGUGCACCAGCACAAGGUCAGGGCGGCCGCGAAUACCGGCGCGCCCCAGCUCCCCGGAGAUCCGAGCGGUGGGAACCCGCAGCGCGAGAGCGAGGGCGAGCUCACGCUGGUGGAUGGCGAGAUCUCGUUUGGGCGCUACAAGAUCCAAGGAGCCGAAAUGCACCUGCGGCUCAUACAAAACCUCAUGGCACUUUACAUGACAGAUCUUCUGGCUGUCCUCGACCAGCUGUAUCAGCGCAUAGGUCAGGUUGAUGGCACAGUUGGCAUGUUGGACGAGGCGCGGGAGAUGGCGACCACGGCUGAAUGGAUGCUGCAGCAGCUGCGCUCUGGGUCUUGA
Messenger RNA from Diaporthe citri, 1368 nucleotides. RefSeq lists its product as uncharacterized. Gene Ontology annotation, molecular function: zinc ion binding; DNA-binding transcription factor activity, RNA polymerase II-specific. The transcript is spliced from 3 exons. Lineage: Eukaryota; Fungi; Ascomycota; Sordariomycetes; Diaporthales; Diaporthaceae. The coding region runs from base 1 to 1368 and encodes 455 amino acids. The record is from RefSeq and is a predicted model, not a curated record. Gene Ontology annotation, biological process: regulation of DNA-templated transcription.